CCACUCUUUUCCCAGGGAAAGUGAACCUUUCAAAGAGAUUGUGUUUGCAUUAUUGAGUGUCUUGCCAACUGUGAAAUGUAUUUAGAAUGCUCGUCAGAAGAUGUUGUAUUGAGUGUUCAUGUGUUCAUCCUAGUUUUGUUUCUUAGAAGUCUUUGUCAUUUGUGUCUUUGUCAUCUGCUGCAGCCAGAAACACGAUCAAUCACCAUCUCUCAGAUGUUUGCCAAAGCCACAAAAGCCUUUGUGAAGGACACAGAUCAUGAGGGACGCCUGAUCCCUGUGUCCAGUCUGAAUGACACAGACAAACUGAAUCUCCGAUCACUCAUUGUCAAGACCAGGAACAGAUGCUUCUGGCAGGAACCCAAAUACCAGUCCCCUGGCUUUACCCUCGGUGAUGUCCUGAAGCCUGGAGAGCCUGGAAACACACCUUUAAGCCCAACUGUCAAGGAGUCUGACUUUGUGGACUACAGUGGGACAUUUGGUGACAAGAAAGAAAUGAACGCAGAUGGGAACGUGGAGGCAAAGUUGGCUGAUUUCAACAUUACCGUGGGAGGGAAAUGGUCCACCAAACAGAAGCUGUCCCUUGGCAGCCUGAACAAAGAGAAGGUUGAUGUGAAGGACUUACACAACUACUCAAAAAACAGAGUUCUGGACAUGUCCCAUCCUGUGAUCAAGCAGACCCGUGUGAAUCCCAGAGCAGUGUUAGGCGUCUUGACGGAGAGGAUUAUGACGUCACUACCUUGUCCGGUCACAAACAAUGUCCGGAAGCGUGGCAAUGUAGGAGCCAACGUGAGCGCCUGUGUGUUCCUGAGCGGGAAGGCCUCUAUGAAGCAGAGCGGCAGUACUCAGACAGAUAGUGAUGUGUCACUGGGUAUUCCUGCAAAUACUGUCAUGGCCUACAGUCUGAUUGAACUCUACGUCAAAUGCAAUGGACAGUUUGAGCUGUGCCUCAUCUGCAACAAUGGGGGCUUUGAAAUAGAUAAGUCAAAGGAUGGGAUGGAAGUAGAUGGAAUUAUGGACCUGGGAGGCGACUUUCAUGCCAACAGCCCCCUAAAUCUGAACGAAGAACUGGAGAAACUGAGUGGUCAUUUCCAGCUGCUGUCAGUCCUGCCAGCAGCCACACGUUCCUCUCUGCUCCAGCUCCUCAAGACAACCAUGGAGGAUAGAGAGGCAGUCAGUGUGCUGGAGAGUGUGGUGAGUGAGACGUACAGAAACUGGGAACAAACACACACACACAACUAAUUGCAGGAAUGAAUAUAUCAACCAGAAUAUCUGUAACAUACUCUCUCUCUCUCUUUCUCUCUCUCUCUCUCUCUCUCUCUCUCUCUCUCUCUCUCUCUCUCUCUCUCUCUCUCUCUCUCUCUCUCUCUCUCUCUCUCUCUCUCUCUCUCUCUCUCUCUCUCUCUCUCUCUCGAUUCAAUUCAAUGUUAAUUUAAGGGGCUUUAUUGUCAUGGGAAACAUACAGUACCAGUCAGAAGUUUGGAGACACCUACUCAUUCAAGGGUUUUUCUUUAUUU
Molecule: messenger RNA, 1514 nt
Organism: Salvelinus fontinalis (brook trout)
Lineage: Eukaryota; Metazoa; Chordata; Actinopteri; Salmoniformes; Salmonidae
Product: gasdermin-E-like
Exons: 6
Coding region: 76-1239 (387 amino acids)
Biological process (GO): programmed cell death
Cellular component (GO): cytoplasm
Source: RefSeq, a predicted model, not a curated record